CGACUAGCAUAGUAAUUAUAGAGACACAAGUAAGGGGAUAGUGGCUGAUUAUUAUUAUUUUAACUGAGCUUGUUUCUUCACAGAGUUUUGGAGCCCUUACUUUAGUUCUCGCCUUGUACCACUUCAUCAAUUUGUAAGAGCAGGAGCCCUUACUUUAGUUCUCGCCUUGUACCACUUCAUCAAUUUGUAAGAGCAGUUUCAAAACCCGGAAACAACUUAGAUAUCCAUCAACAAGAGAAUGGAUAAAUUGGGAUAUAUUCAUACAACGGAAUACUACUCAGCAAAAGGGGAAUGAAUUGGUAUGUGCAACGUAUCAAUCUCAGAUAUUUUAUGCUGAAUGAAAAAAGCCAAACAGAAGAGUACAAACUGUGAUUCCACUUAUACAAAAUGUUAAAAACACGUAAAACUAAACAGUAGUGGUAGAAAUCAGAUCAAAGGUUGUUCCUGUUGGAUUUGGCUGGGAACGGGCUGCAAGGAUCUCUUUGGGGGUGAUGGAAAUCUAUCUUCAGAAGCAUUUUCCUAAAUAAGUUGAAGAGUUUACUUAAGAUAUAAGGACUUAACUAUAUGUAAAUUAUAUCUUAGUUAAAAAUUGUUCAAAAUAUUAUGGUUUUGUUUUUGUUUUUUGAGAUAGUCUCAUUCUACUGCCCCAGGCUAGAAUGCCAUGGCCUCAGCCUAGCUCACAGCAACCUCAAACUCCUAUGCUCAAGCCAUCUUCCUUCCCUAGUAUUUGCAGGUAUCCUCAAACUACGGCCCGAAGGCCAUAUGAGGUGGUGUGAUUGUAUUUGUUCCCGUUUUGUUUUUUUUACUUCAAAAUAAGAUAUGUGCAAUGUGCAUAGAAAUUGGUUCAUAGUUUUUUUUUAAACUACAGUCCAGCCCUCCAACAGUCUGAGGGACAGUGAAUUGGCCCCGUUUAAAAAGUUUGAGGACCCCUGCAUGUGGGACUUUAGGCACCAGACACAUGACUGGCUAAUUUUUCUACUUUUUAAUAGAGAUAGGGCUCUCGCUCUUGCUCAGGAUGGUCUCAAACUCCUGAAUUCAAGGGAUUUUCCCAUCUUGGCCCCGCAGAGUGCUAGAAUUACAGGCAUAAGCACCACUCCUGGGCUAAAAUAUAAAUUGUUUAAUCCAGUUGGAAUGUUUAAAAAUUUCCAUUGUAUUAUGUUUCAAUUUUUGUUUAAACUUUUUAGAAUAAAAAGGUGGGUAAUAAAAUUUUAAAAAAUUCAUUGUUUAGUUUACUCAAUAUUAGUUUCAGUAAAGGAAAAGAUCAAACACUAUUGGAAAAGUAUAAAGGAAUGAGGAAAUGUAAUUAAAAAUAGAUGUAUGCUUAGCAAAAGAAAGGUAGCUUAAAAAAAAACUGGAGGCUGGGCGGUGCCUGUGGCUGAAAGGAAUAAGGCUCUGGCCCCAUAUGCCAGAGGUGGCGGGUUCAAGCCCAGUCCUGGUCAAAAACUGCAAACAAACAAACAAAAAAACUGGAGGUUGAAUACUGUUAAAUAUACAGUAUAUAUGUAUUGGGAUAUAUUCAUACAAUAGAAUACUACUCAGCAAAAAAGGAAUGAAUUGAUGUAUGUGUAUGUAUGUAUACAUAUACAUAUAAAGAGAAAGAAAGAGAGAAAAUAAUCAGAGGAAAGGAAAAGAGAGAUGUUAAAAUCAGAAAGAUCUGAUGUGUUCAGAGAUAGGAAGGAAAAGGAUUAAGAAGAUAGGUGCUUCAAACUAAACUCAAUAUUCCCUACAUGGUCCAACAAGAUUGAAUACUCUUCUAAAGUUACUAGGAUAAGGGCUGGGCACAGUGGCUUGCACCUGUAAUCCUAGCACUCUGGGAGGCCAAGGUGGGUGGACCGCCUGAGCUCAUGUGUUUGAGACCAGCCUGAGCAAAGAGAGAGACCUUGUGUCUAGGAAAAAAGCUGGGAAUUGUGACAGACACCUGUAGUCCCAGCUACUAGGGAGGCUGAGGCAAGAGAAUCCUUGAGCCCAAGAAUAUGAGGUUGCUGUGAGCUGAUGCCAGGGCACUUUACUGAGGGCAAUAAAGGGAGACUCUGUUGGGCGGCGCCUGUGGCUCAAGGAGUAGGGCGCCGGUCCCAUAUGCUGGAGGUGGCGGGUUCAAACCCAGCCCCGGCCAAAAAAACCACAAAAAAAAAAAAUAAAAUAAAAUAAAGGGAGACUCUGUCUUAAAAAAAAAGUUACUAGGAUAAAUAUGAUAUGGUUCUUAAUACUUAAUGGAGUGCUUCUCAAUUUUACUUUUGGGGGGGUAUAUGUUUACCAACUGUUCAGAUACAAACAAUUUAUCGUUUUUCACUUUCUAAGUUUAUAAAUAUACCCAUAUAACCUUAUCUAAUCUUGAGAUCAGGUAUAAUCAUUACUGUUUUAGAUUAGAAAAAUUGAAACUUGCUAAAUUUAUAUAGUCAGUAAAUAGAAAAGCCACUCCUGAGGCUUCCUACUUAGUGAAGUAUAUUAGGACACUUUAAUCAUAGUACUUAUGAGUCUUCUAAUUGGAAGCAUUUUAAGGAUUUUAAGGGGGUGGCCUGACCAGGUAAAUUGCCAAAGGCUCACUCCAUAAAGAGCAUUUUAAUACUGGAAAUGUAAUGAAGUAAAAUAUUGUUAAUAUUUAAUACUAGAACUCCUUUGGUGGGAGAGUUGUGUGCUGCUAGAAGAGGUAUAAGAAGACCAUACCUUGGAUCCAAGUAAGUGCAGGGAUUUCCUUUUCACGUGUAGAAUGUACACAAAUCUGGAUCAGAGUUGAAUUGCUCACAACAAUGGAGAAAGCAGUGUCCUUUUCACCUAUUACCACUCAGCCUUUCCUUUAUAUUGAAUGAUUAUUAAGGAGCAGAGUUUAGAAAAGAUGCCAAAUUAAUAAUCUUACCUGAAGAAAGCGAGUAGCACCAUUAUUUCAGAAUUCUUUUGCUUGCAAAUAAUAGAAAACUCAACUCAAACUAUAUAAAAAUCAGAAAGUAAAGGCUGGGCGCGGUGGCUCACACCUCCGAGGCCGAGGUGGGUGGACUGCCUGGGCUUAAGUUGAGACCAGCCUGACCUAGAGUGAGACCUCAUCUCUAAAACUCGCUGGGGAUUAUGGUGGGCUCCUGUAGUCCCAGCUACUCGGGAGGCUGAGGCAAGAGAAUUGCUUAAGCCGAAGAGUUUGAGGUUGCUGUGAGUUGUGACGCCAUAGCAUUCUGAGAGCGAGACAGUGAGACUCUGGUCUCAAAAAAAAAAAAAAAAAAAUCUACUCCAUUGCUCAUUCACUCCUUUAUUCACUGAACAAAUACAAGAUCAAAUACUGCUCAAGCAUCUAUCAGACAUUACAGUGUAGUGAGUUUAACAUUUCUUUUUAUUUAAAAAAUUUCUUUUGUAGAGACAGUCUCUUUAUCACCCUCAGUACAGAGCACACAGCUCACAGAAACCUCCAGCUCCUGGGCUUAGGUGAGUCUCUUGCCUCAACCUCCCGAGUAGGUGGGACCACAGGCACCGGCCACAACGCCCGACUACUUUUUUUGUUGCAGUUCUGCACCCUUGCUAUAUGGAGCUGGCGCCCUACCCACUGAGCCACAGGCACUGCCCAAGUUUAACAUGUUUUAUAACAAAAUUAUUUUUUUUGAGACAGAGUCUUGCUGUCACCCAGGCUAGUGUAGUGGUGUCAUCAUAGCUCACUGUUAACUUCAACUUCCUGGGCUCAAUUGAUCCUCCUGCCUCACCCUCCCCUGUAGCUGGGACUACAGGUGUGUGCCACAGGGCCCUCUUAAUUUUUUUUUUUUUUUCAGAGAUGGGUUCUUUCUGGUGUUCAGGCUGGUCUCAAACUUCUGGCCUCAAGUGAUCUUACUUUUGCCUCCCAAAGUGUGAAGAUUACAGGUGUAACCCACCUCUCACUGCCAAUAAAAUUUUUAAACAGUAAUAUUUUUAUUUAUAUAAUAAACAAGCACACAAAUACUUAAGUAAUUACCAAUACAUGUUAUGAAGGAAAAGUUCAGGGUCCUAUAAGAGGUCCUAUUAGAGGGGUUUAAUUAAAACGGGCAUGUGGGCAAGGGAAGGUCUUAAGAAAUAAUACCUCACCUGAGACCUGAAAGCUGAACAGGAAUUAGAAAGGCAUAGAAGCAGAGUGGGAAAUUAUUGUUGGUCCACGGAUCAACAUUCAGAGGCCUUAAAAACUUGGGGGAAUGGUGGUGGUUGAGAGGUCUGAUGGAGGAACUCGAAUUAAGUGUAGUGUUCACAGAAUGGGGGGCAGCUGAAUAGGCAGUAAUCAGGAAGCCUUAUAAAUGGUUAAAGAGUUUUAAAGUCCUUUCGUGGGGGGAGGGGCUGUUUCACUCCUCUUCAAGGAAAAUCUGAGCCCUGGUCUCCGACAAGCGAUUUUCCGGGCCAGCUUGACUUAGCAUCUUCUUUCCUCCAUCAGCAUGUCAGGGGGGCCAUCAAGCUUCCUUCUGCCUACUCUGCCUAGGCAUUUCACUCUUUCCUAGCUAUCAGAUUUCCCUGACCCCUCGCCUUUUUAUCAGGGGCCUUCCGAGUGCUCUUAUUUCACUUUUGCCCAGCCCCACCUCCCAACUGUCUCAGCUCUGCAGUCCACGACCUUCAGAAGCCCUUCAAAGUCAGAAUCCGCCAAGUCCGCAGUCCGAAGACAUUAGCAAUUCAAAGAGAUCUCACCCCUCCGGCACCAUUAGAUUGGAACAAUAGCUUACCAACACUCAUAUUUAUAUUGUUCCGCCACAACCACUCUGGGGGCUGGUUUUAUCUGAAGCCGCUUUCUCGGUCCGCAGCCACUGUGUGAAGGGCACUGUGAGAAUUUUCUCGAAAGCUCCUGUCAUGCGUCUUCUUUCUCCCCGCCAUUUCUCCAGGGCAGGUCCUCCUGCAGGCUCGCAGUCGCGGUAGUCCUCAGGGAGUGGGCACCGGCCUCUGUGCGGAGAAGAGAAGGGAGGACACAGGCUACGCCGCUUUAGGCUGCAGAACCAGGCGCCGGAAGCCAGCGGGUAACCGGCGGGCGCUGAGGCCAGGCUGACGGAAAACGGUGGCGCGGUGGGCCAGGGGCGCCGCGAGAGGGGCGGGGCCGCGGCGCGCCGGAGGCGGGGCUCUCGCCUAGGUCACGUGACGGGCCUGGCGGCAGCGGCGGCAGCGCCCGUGGCGUCUUAAGCGGCGCCCAGUGCAGGAUGGUGCUGGAGGCGCCGGCGGCCGUGGUGGCGGCGGCGUCGUUGGCAGCAGCGGGUAGGGGUGCGGUGUCAGCAGCAGCGGAGGCACCCGCGGGUGGUAUAAAAUGGCGGAUUUCGAAGAGUUGAGGAAUAUGGUUUCUAGUUUUAGAGUUUCUGAACUACAAGUGUUACUAGGCUUUGCUGGACGGAAUAAAAGUGGACGCAAGCAUGACCUCCUGAUGAGGGCGCUGCAUUUAUUGAAGAGUGGCUGCAGCCCUGCCGUUCAGAUUAAAAUCCGAGAAUUGUAUAGACGCCGAUAUCCACGAACUCUUGAAGGACUUUCUGAUUUAUCCACAAUCAAAUCAUCGGUUUUCAAUUUGGACGGUAGCCCAUCACCUGUAGAACCUGACUUGGCUGUGGCUGGAAUCCACUCGUUGCCUUCCACUUCAGUUACACCUCACUCACCAUCCUCUCCUGUUGGUUCUGUGCUACUUCAAGACACUAAGGCCACUUUUGAGAUGCAGCAGCCAUCUCCCCCGAUUCCUCCUGUCCAUCCUGAUGUGCAGUUAAAAAACCUGCCUUUUUAUGAUGUCCUGGAUGUUCUUAUCAAGCCCACGAGCUUAGUUCAAAGCAGUAUUCAACGAUUUCAAGAGAAGUUUUUUAUUUUUGCUUUGACACCUCAACAAGUUAGAGAGAUAUGCAUAUCCAGGGAUUUUUUGCCAGGUGGUAGGAGAGAUUAUACAGUACAAGUUCAGUUGAGACUUUGCCUGGCAGAGACAAGUUGCCCUCAAGAAGACAACUAUCCAAAUAGUCUAUGUAUAAAAGUAAAUGGGAAGCUGUUUCCUUUGCCUGGCUACGCACCACCACCUAAAAAUGGGAUUGAACAGAAACGCCCUGGACGCCCUUUGAAUAUUACAUCUUUAGUUAGGUUAUCUUCAGCUGUGCCAAACCAGAUUUCUAUUUCUUGGGCAUCAGAAAUUGGAAAGAAUUACUCCAUGUCUGUAUAUCUUGUACGACAGCUCACAUCAGCUAUGUUAUUACAGAGAUUAAAAAUGAAAGGUAUUAGAAACCCCGAUCAUUCCAGAGCACUAAUUAAAGAAAAACUUACUGCAGAUCCUGAUAGUGAAAUUGCUACAACUAGCCUUCGGGUGUCCUUGAUGUGCCCUUUAGGAAAAAUGAGGCUGACAAUCCCUUGCCGUGCAGUGACUUGUACACAUCUGCAGUGUUUUGAUGCUGCCCUUUAUCUACAAAUGAAUGAGAAGAAGCCCACUUGGAUUUGUCCUGUGUGUGACAAAAAAGCUGCCUAUGAAAGUCUAAUAUUAGACGGGCUUUUUAUGGAAAUUCUCAAUGACUGUUCUGAUGUGGAUGAGAUCAAAUUCCAAGAAGAUGGUUCUUGGUGUCCAAUGAGACCGAAGAAAGAAGCUAUGAAAGUAUCCAGCCAACCGUGUACAAAAAUAGAAAGUUCAAGUGUCCUCAGUAAACCUUGUUCUGUGACUACAGCCAGUGAGGCAAGUAAGAAGAAAGUGGAUGUUAUUGAUCUAACAAUAGAAAGCUCUUCUGAUGAAGAGGAAGACCCUCCUGCUAAAAGAAAAUGCAUCUUUAUGUCAGAAACACAAAGCAGUCCAACCAAAGGGGUUCUCAUGUAUCAGCCAUCUUCUGUAAGGGUGCCCAGUGUGACUUCGGUUGAUCCUGCUGCUAUUCCGCCUUCAUUAACAGACUACUCAGUACCAUUCCACCACACGCCAAUAUCAAGCAUGUCAUCAGAUUUGCCAGGUUUGGAUUUUCUUUCCCUUAUUCCAGUUGAUCCCCAGUUCCUCUUUUCUUCGUGAUUCCAUCAAAGAAAAAUGGCCUUGGUGUUAGCAUUUUUUUCUGGGUAUUAUUUACACUUUGACAUUGUUUGCUGAGGAAUGCUGAGUGAAGUUCUGAGAUCUGGCAGGUCUAUAUUAGUGAUUAUGUUUAAGAAUGCUAUGCAGAUUUCACCCUCACAUAAUGUGUGUUAUUUUUGGUAAGUGUACAUUCUCAUUCUAGAGUUACCUAUAAGGCUUGCCUUCUCAAAAGAAAUUCUAUGCAGCCACUGAAUGAAAUGAUUUGGGGGUAAUGUGUGACUGAAGUUCAUUAGAAUUUUGUUCACACUAUCAAAUAUUGAGAGCUUGGAAGCAGCAGCAGAAUAGGUAUUGGUGGGUGGUAAUAACAAAAUUUAAUUUCUUCCUAAAAAGAAAUUCUGUCUUAUAGAAUAGUAUGCAAAUCUUUGUUGAAAUUUCUCCUAUUUUAGUAGUACUGAUUUAUAAAAAGGUUUUAGAUCUCUGAUCUUAUUUCUCACCAGUGUAAUUUCAGUCUCAGCAGUUAUUUUCAAACCUAAGAGAAAAAACGAACAAUAGCCAGCAAUGGAGACACUACCAAGUUUCUUUUCCUUUUUUUUGAAAAAGAGCUCUUUACUGAAACCACAAAAGAGAAUUAGAAAUGUUUGAGUUGAAGUGAGGAAGGGUUAGGGAAAAUGGGCAAGAACCUACUUCGUAUCUCACUUUCCAUGCCACCCCCAAACUCUUAAGGAACCCCUGAGGGGGUGCUGGGUGCACUAUGAAAACCACUCUCCUAUAGUGUGUUUAAUUUUACACCUCUCUGAAAACUGAGAUACACUGUUAGACUAAACAUUUUUGUCCGUAUUUUAUAGUUUGCUUCAUUUGGCUUCCUAAAUCAUUUUUAAUUUCACAAGGAUUUAGUACUUUGCUGAUGUUCAGCUUUCUAUCCCUAAACUAUAUCUACUUUAAAAAACAAAAUUCUUUUUUUUAAGUCGCUGAUCUAACCAAUUGAUAAACAAAAGUAUCCAGGUGAGAGUGUGCAGUUUGUUAGAAUAGGGCUGUGCUGCUUCAGAGUUGGUGCAACUCCCGGAAUAUAACUUGUCCUUGCUUGGUAUUUUAUACCUUCUCAAGUUUUCAUGGCCUUUGUGUGCUCUUUUUAUACCAAUUAAAUUUUGUAUGGUUUCCCACAUCCUCCCUUCUUUGACUAUGUCCUUAUGUAAUGUAUUAUCCCCUUGGGAAGGCUGCUUAUUAUCAAAGAUGUGGAGGAAACAAACUGAUUAUUUCUGCAGUAACGCCAGAGUUGCCAGUUUAACUGUCUAAUUUAGUCAUUAGAUUCCCAAACCAUGUUACAGGUUUUUGGUCCAGAUGCAGAAUUUUCUCUUAAUUUUAUGUUGCUGCUCUAAAUACAGGUGCAAUUUCUGUUGACUCUGUAAUCAGAUAGAAAAAGUAAUAUGCUUUGUGUGGUAUAAUUUGUUAAUAAAAGAAAUGCUGUAUAUUUGUUAUCAUGUUGUUUACAACUUUAGAUUCUCAGACUCUCCGCAGUUUAAUGAACAAAGUUUUAUAAGGUAAAUGAAAAUAUUAAUAGAAAUUAGUUUAUUUACUUAGCUCUUAUAAUUGGUAACUGUACUUUUAUAAUUGUAAUUUGUUUUUCACUGUUUUCUUGAAUAGUUUUCAUGUUCAUUUUUGGUGUCUUACACUGAAAUUACAUACAAAUUUUUAAUUUAUCUCACACUAGUGACUUACAUUUAAAAAAAUACACUUUGUAGUUUAUAAUCUUAAAAUUGGCACUUAACAUUGUAUAUGUAUCUUUGAAGGUGAGUACUUUAUGCCCUUAGCAUUAUGGCAACAUCAAAGCCAUUACGCUGUGAUAUGGUCACUAUUUUUACCAAGACCCUGACACUUUGUUUAUGUUAUCAAAUUUUUUCUUAACCAAUUAUAAAAGAGUUGCAGAGGGGUCCUCUUGGCUGUUACUUAGGUUCUGUCAGCCAACCAGUGAUUAUCUGGAGUAUUUUGUUUAAGGAAAGGAACUAUAGAUAUUAGUCUCUUGGAAUCACUUAGGGUGGUGCCUGUGGCUCAUUGGGUAGAGUGCCGGCCCCAUAUACCAAGCAAGGGUGGCGGUUUGAACCUGGCCCCAGCCAAACUGCAACAAAAAAAAUGGUGAGCGCCUGUAGUCCCAGCUACUUGGGAGGCUAAAGCAAGAGAAUCGCCUAAGCCCAGGAGUUGGAGGUUGCUGUGAGCUGUGAUGCCACAGCACUCUACCAAGGGUGAUAAAAUGAGACUCUGUCUCAAAAAAAAAAAGAAUCACUUAGUCAACUUGUAUUUUUAUCUUUCUUCACUUUGAAAUAUCAAGGGCUUUCUUUUGGUAAUUCCUGACAGUGUAAUUGGUGCUGAAUAUAGCUUCAUAGCUAAGGUUGGCUUUUACUCAUAACUUUAUGGCCCUUAGGUGAGCCACUUUAGGAUUUUAUUUCCGUUUCUGGCCAGAAGUUAUAAACACUUGGCAUGUGUCUUAGAAUAAUUGUAAAGGCCAGUGAGAUACUUGAAGUGAAUUUAGGUUGUGUGGCAUUUAUCUGAUGUAUUUGCAAACAGCUGGAAUGAAAAUAAAAUGCAUAAAGAAGAGAUAGAGCAUUUAAUUUAAGUUGAAUUGUAACUCUUGGUAUAAAAUAAGUUUUCCUUGGGGCCAUCUUAAGGAAUUUGAAGAAAGGUAAGAUGUUGUAUUUUAAGUGAACUAGUGUUCUACAGAAACUGUUCUGACUUUGAUAUUCAGACUAUUCAGACAUUCUGGCUUCAGACCAGUUGUGGAUGUUCACUAUUGGUAGCCAAGUUGUCUUCUGCCAAUGGAAAAGUAUUCAUUAGUUGACAUUUUUGUAUUUUUAAGUAAAGGCAGUUUUUAAAAUGCACCGUGCAUUUAGGCCAGGCACGGUGGCUCAUGCCUAUAAUCCCAGCACUUUGGAAGUCCGAGAUGGGCCAAUUGCCUGAGCUCACACAAGACAAGCCUGAGCUAGAGCAAGACCCCAUCUCUAAAAAUAGCCAGGCGUUGUGGCUGGUGCCUGUAGUCCCAGCUACUUGGGAGGCUGAGGCAAGAGAAUCGCUUGAGCCUAAAACUUAGAAGCUGCUGUGAGCUAUGAGGUUACAGAACUCUACUAGGGGUGACAAAGUGAGACUGUCUCAAAAACAUGACUUUAGAAGGUAUGCCUUUCAUUUCUCUACAGCCUUCAGUUGGUUAAAAAGGGGGGCACGUAACCCUUCAUUCUUUGUUUAGUAAACACUUUUAUUUUCUUAAUUUUUUUCCUACAACAUUUUCUCCAUUUUAAUGGAAUGUCAUAAUGACAUUUCCAUCAUUUCCCAGUCAUUUUCAUCUUAGAAAAUGUAAAGCAGUACACCGUAACUGUCUGACAUUGGAUUUAGUGUCCCUGGGUUUGUGUGGUGUGGGAGCUUGGAGUUGUCAUUUAGAGUGAACGUUAUGUAGUGAUUCACCACCUUUUCUGCUACAGUUCUACAUGAAUAUGGUGAAAUGUGUGGAAAAGAAUUUAAAAUUUUCUCUGCUUUUAAAGAGUCUAAUGUUCCUGUCAAAUAAAUGAUUGUUCUGUAAUCUCUAUUCCCUCCCGAUUUCACCCCUCCCCCCAGUUAGGAACCAUGCCACAAUUCCUGAAAAAACAAAUAAAGCUCUAUAAA
This is a messenger RNA of Nycticebus coucang (slow loris), 10570 nucleotides long. RefSeq names its product protein inhibitor of activated STAT 2 (gene PIAS2). Gene Ontology annotation, biological process: protein sumoylation; regulation of transcription by RNA polymerase II. Lineage: Eukaryota; Metazoa; Chordata; Mammalia; Primates; Lorisidae. The record is from RefSeq and is a predicted model, not a curated record. Bases 5225 to 6928 code for a protein of 567 amino acids. The transcript has 14 exons. Gene Ontology annotation, molecular function: zinc ion binding; transcription coregulator activity; SUMO ligase activity.